AGGAGGGCUUUCGAGCUGCCGCUCUGCUGCUGAACAGCAUGCAGUCCUUUCGGGAGCAAAGUAGUUACCACGGAAACCAGCAGAGUUACCCGCAGGAAGUGCACGGCUCAUCCCGACUGGAAGAGUUCAGCCCCCGCCAGCAGGCCCAGAUGUUCCAGGGCUUUGGAGGAGGUGCUGGCAGUGGACGUCGUGGAGCAGCAGGAGCCUCUACAGCGAUGCCUGGUGAGAGCUCUGGCCAUCAGAGCUACCAAGGUUUCAGAAAAGAAGCAGGAGAGUUUUACUACAUGGCUGCCAACAAAGAUCCAGUGGCGUCGGGAGGGCAGCAGCCGCCUCAGCGCAGGCCUUCCGGACCAGUACAGAGCUAUGGGCCCCCUCAAGGGAGUAGCUUUGGGAGUCAGUAUGGGAGCGAGGGACAUGUGGGCCAGUUUCAAACGCAGCACUCGUCCCUUGGGGGUGUAUCCCACUAUCAGCAGGAUUAUACUGGUCCUUUUUCUCCAGGGAGUGCCCAGUAUCAGCAGCAGGCUUCUAGCCAGCAGCAGCAGGUGCAGCAGCUGAGACAGCAGAUCUACCAGUCUCAUCAGCCUUUACCCCAGGCUUCCAGCCAGUCUGCUUCUAGCACCUCCCACUUGCAGCCCAUGCAGCGUCCAUCCACCCUGCCUUCCUCUGCCUCUGGGUACCAGCUACGAGUGGGUCAGUUCAGCCAACACUAUCAGCCACCUUCAUCAUCCUCCUCACCUAAGCGCUUUGGCCAGUCAGGACAGAAUUACGAUGGAAGCUACAGCGUGAAUUCCGGGUCGCAGUAUGAAGGCCAUGCCGUGGGUUCCAACGCGCAGGCUUAUGGGACUCAGUCGAACUACAGCUUUCAGACUCAACCGAUGAAAGGCUUUGAGCAGUCCAAGCUGCCACAGAGUGGGCAGCAGGGACAGCAGCAACAGCACCCACCUCAGCACGUAAUGCAGUAUUCAAAUGCUGCCAGCAAGCUCUCUCUUCAAAGUCAAGUGGGACAGUACAGCCAGACAGAAGUUCCUGUAAGGUCACCGAUGCAGUUCCACCAAAACUUCAGUCCAAUCUCUAAUCCAUCUCCCGCUGCAUCUGUGGUUCAGUCUCCAAGCUGCAGCUCUACCCCUUCUCCGCUCAUGCCAGGUGGAGAAAAUCUCCAGUGUGGGCAAGGCAACAUGUCCAUGGGUUCUAGAAACCGAAUCCUGCAGAUGAUGCCUCAGCUUAGUCCUACACCAUCUAUGAUGCCAAGCCCCAAUGCUCAUGCGGGGGGAUUCAAGGGGUUUGGGCUGGAAGGACUGCAGGAGAAAAGGCUCACAGAUCCAGGGCUGAGCAGCCUGAGUGCUCUAAGUUCUCAGGUGGCCAAUCUGCCCAACACAGUGCAGCACAUGUUGCUCUCGGAUGCCUUGGCACCUCAGAAAAAAAGCUCCAAAAGGUCAUCCUCCUCAAAGAAGGCUGACAGCUGCACCAACUCAGAAGGCUCCUCCCAGGCAGAGGAGCAACUCAAGUCUCCCCUGGCAGAGUCCCUUGACGGUGGUUGUUCCAGUAGUUCAGAGGAUCAUGGGGAAAGGGUGAGACAGCUGAGUGGCCAGAGCACCAGCUCAGACACCACUUACAAAGGGGGUAACUUAGAGAGAUCCAACUCCUCACCAGCACAAGGCUCUCAGAAUGAGCCAUCGAAACUCAGCAGCAGCAGCCCCGCAGCUAGGGAAGAUGCGGCCUCCCCUGAUGGGAAGGAAGCUGUGGUGGCUGUGGAAAAUGCCCCCAAAGUGAACGAAAAGGCAGUUGGGGUGAUUGUCUCCCGGGAAGCCAUGACAGGAAGGGUAGAAAAGUCAGGUGGACAAGAUAAACCUGCACAGGAUGAUGCUUCCACAGCCACUCCAGCACCAGCUAGUGCUAGUGGGGCAAAAGAGGCUGGGCAUGCAGGGACGCAGCCAGAGGCUCCAGGAGGGAGUAAAGGGAGCAAAAGUGGAGAUAACACUAACCAUAAUGGAGAGGGGAACAGCCAGCCUGGUCAUACAGUUGUUGGGCCAAAUUUUCCUGCAAGAACAGAACCUUCCAAAUCUCCUGGCAGUUUAAGAUACAGUUACAAGGAUAACGUAGCAGCUGGCAUACAGAGAAGUAUCGGUGGCUUUCCGCAGUACCCUUCUGGUCAAGAAAAAGGGGAUUUUCCGGUGCACAGUGAGCGCAAAGGCCGGAAUGAGAAGUUUCCUAGCCUCCUACAGGAGGUCUUACAGGGGUACCAUCAUCAUCCAGACAGAAGGUAUUCUAGGAACGCACAGGAGCAUUCUGGGAUGGCUGGGAGUUUGGAGGGAGCCAUGAGGCCCAAUAUCUUAAUUAGUCAGACCAAUGAGUUGGCCAAUAGGGGCCUCUUAAAUAAGAGCAUGGGGUCUCUCCUGGAAGGCCCUCACUGGGGUCCCUGGGAUAGGAAGUCUAGCAGCAUAGCUUCUGACAUGAAGCAGAUAAAUCUAGCUGAUUACCCUAUUGCUAGGAAGUUUGAUAUAGAGUCUCAGUCUUCUGCCCAUGAAGGGGGAGCGCUCUCAGAGAGGAGAUCCGUGAUCUGUGACAUAUCUCCAUUAAGGCAACUUGUCCGAGACCCUGGCCCUCACCCAAUGGGGCACAUGGGUCCUGAGGCCAGAAGCGGCAGGAGUGAACGUCUUGCCCCUGGCUUGAGCCAGUCAGUAAUACUCCCUGGUGGUUUAGUAUCCAUGGAAACAAAGAUGAAAGCUCACAGUGGGCCAAUAAAAGAAGAAGAUUUUGAACAGUCAAAGAGCUCAGCUAGUCUCAAUAAUAAAAAACCAGGAGACCAUUGUCAUCCUGCUGGCAUCAAGCAUGAAUCUUUCCGAGGCAAUGCUAGCCCUGGAGCUGCGAUCUCCGAUGCUGCUCCAGACUACAUUCCCCAGCAGGACAGCAGACCGACACAGAUGAGACGAGGACCUGGCAGAACUGGAAGCAGCAGGGGUAAAUCACCUUCUCAAUACCAGGAUCUUGCUGAUAAGCUGAAAAUGUCACCAGGCAGAAGCAGAGGCCCAGGAGCAGAUCUGCAUCACAUGAACCCACACAUGACACUAUCUGAAAGAGUUAACAGGGGUUCCUUGCAUUCUGCUUACCCUCAGAAUUCAGAAGGCCCGUCUCUGGCUUCAGCAUAUCACACAAAUGCUCGGCCUCAUCCUUUUGGUGACCCUAACCAGAGUUUAAAUUCCCAGUAUCAUUACAAGAGACAGAUAUACCAGCAACAGCAAGAAGAAUACAAAGAUUGGGCAAGCAGCGCUGCUCAGGGUGUGAUUGCUGCAGCUCAGCACAGGCAGGAAGGAGCAAGGAAGAGCCCAAGACAACAGCAGUUUCUGGAAAGAGUAAGGAGUCCCUUAAAAAAUGACAAGGAUGGAAUGAUGUACCUUCAAGGCAGCUCUUACCACGAUACUGGAAGCCAAGAAGCUGGGCGCUGUGUUAUGGGGAGUGACAGUACUCAGAGCAAGUGCACCGAACUGAAACACGGCAACCAGAAGCUGCAGCAUCACGAAUCUGGUUGGGACCUCUCUCGGCAAACUUCUCCUGCCAAAAGCAGUGGCCCUCUCGGAGCAGCCAACCAAAAAAGAUUUUGCCCUCAAGAAAGCGAUGGGCAUCGACGAGAGGAUUCUACAGAUUUGCCCAAGCCUAGUAAUGCCAUGCUCAGGCUCCCUGGCCAGGAAGACCAGUCUCCUCAAAAUCCAUUAAUUAUGAGGAGGAGAGUCCGUUCUUUCAUCUCGCCUAUCCCUACCAAAAGACAGCCACAGGAUAUGAAGAACAGUGGCGGUGAAGAUAAAGGGCGACUGAUGAGUUCAGCAAAAGAAGGAGCUGAUAAAACGUACAACUCUUAUGCCCAUUCAUCUCAAAGCCAAGAUGUUGGCAAGUCAGUUGCAAAGGGCGAUUCCUUCAAGGACCUGCCAAGUCCUGAUAAUAGGAACUGCCCUGCUGUUUCCCUCACAAGCCCGGCUAAGACCAAAAUACUGCCCCCAAGAAAGGGGCGGGGAUUAAAACUGGAAGCUAUCGUUCAAAAAAUUACAUCUCCCAAUAUUAGGAGAAGCGUUUCUACCAACAGUGCUGAAACCGGUGCGGAUACUGUCACUCUUGAUGACAUCCUGUCCCUAAAGAGUGGACCUGAAGGAGGAAAUGUAGCUGGACAUGGACCAGAGACUGAGAAGAGGAAAGGAGAGAUGGCAGAUCAGGUGGGGCCAGCAAGCCAGGACGCAGCUGGCGAAAUAACUCUUCCGAGAUCUUCAGCAGAGUGGCAAAGCAGUGAGGAUGAUAAAACCAAGAAAGAGGUCCCUGAAACUGCCAGUGUUGGUAAAGAAGGAGCAGUAUCCAGUGCAGCACCACCGCCUUCUCAGAAGUCGGGUGGUCAGGGAAGGUCUGACGGAUCUGUAAGCGGGGCUGGAACGCUGACCUUUUCCGACUCAAAAACAAUUUCUCCUUCCAGCGUGUUUACUUCUGAACCAAAUCCGAAGCCUGAGGAAAAAGACGGAGAUGUGACAAACAUUUCACCCAAGCCAGAUGGUUUCCCUCCGAAGGGAUAUUUUCCCUCUGGAAAGAAAAAGGGGAGGCCAAUUGGGAGUGUGAACAAGCAGAAGAAGCAGCAGCAGCAACAGCAGCAGCAACUGCCACCACCCCCGCCACCCCCACCAGUACCUUCGCAGUCUUCGGAAGGGGUAGGUGGUGGCGAGCCAAAACCGAAGAGGCAAAGGAGGGAGAGGCGAAAACCUGCAGCGCAGCCACGGAAGCGGAAGCCUAGACGGGCUGCUCCGAUUGUGGAGCCACAGGAACCAGAGAUCAAGCUUAAAUACGCUACCCAGUCUGUAGAUAAAACUGACUCCAAGAAUAAGUCCUUUUUCCCUUAUAUCCACGUGGUAAACAAGUGUGAAUUAGGCGCUGUGUGCACAAUCAUUAAUGCAGAGGAAGAGGAGCAGAACAAAUUGGUGAGGGGUCGGAAAGGACAGAGGUCUUCGACGCCCCCUCCUAGCAACGCGGAGAGCAAAGUGCUGCCCACCUCAACUUUCAUGCUGCAGGGCCCUGUAGUAACAGAAUCUUCUGUCUUGGGGCAUCUGGUUUGCUGCCUGUGUGGCAAAUGGGCCAGCUAUCGUAACAUGGGUGACCUCUUUGGUCCUUUCUACCCCCAGGAUUACGCAGCCACCUUGCCCAAGAACCCGCCUCCAAAGAGGGCCACAGAAAUGCAGAGCAAGGUCAAGGUACGGCACAAAAGUGCUUCCAACGGUUCCAAGACAGAUACGGAAGAGGAGGAGGAACAGCAACAACAGAAGGAACAAAGAAGCCUAGCUGCUCAUCCCCGCUUUAAGAGGCGGCACCGCUCCGAGGACUGUAGUGGAGCCUCUCGGUCACUUUCAAGGGGAGCUUCUUGUAAAAAAGCAACCACUGAUGGUGGCAGUGGUGGUGAAAAGACUCCUUUGGACUCAAAACCCUCUAUGCCCACUUCGGAAGGUGGCACUGAGCUGGAGUUACAAAUUCCUGAACUACCUCUUGACAGCAAUGAAUUUUGGGUCCAUGAGGGUUGUAUUCUCUGGGCCAAUGGGAUCUACCUGGUCUGUGGCAGGCUCUAUGGGCUGCAGGAAGCUGUGGAGAUUGCGAGAGAGAUGAAAUGUUCCCAUUGCCAGGAACCGGGAGCCACCUUAGGCUGCUACAACAAAGGCUGCUCCUUCCGAUACCAUUACCCAUGUGCCAUCGAUGCAGAUUGUUUACUAAACGAAGAGAAUUUCUCAGUGAGGUGCCCCAAGCACAAGCCCCUCCCUCCUUGCUCUCUUCCCUCCUUGCAGAACAAGAUGGUGAAAGGCAGCCUCAGCACAGAGCAGUCGGAGCGGGGGUGAGGGGGGAAGUGUACUCCUGGGAAUGGAAAUAAAAGCAAGCACAGGUUAGGCUGUUGAGAUAAAAAGCGGUGGACAUUCGUGACUGAAUGGAAUCUCUCCCACUGUGCAGCCAUGCCCCCUCUCCCUGCCAAUGCCAGCACUUCCUUCAUAAAUUCUUACAUCACACUCGAGACUGAUGACAUCACAGAAUCUGACCAAGGAGUCUGAACCAGCUGUUUCCAUGGACACAAUCUCCAUAGUGACAGUGGGAAGGGGAGGGGGAAAAAGGAAACAGGUGGGGGGAAUUAAAGAGGGAGGGAUAAAUAUAUAUAUAUAUAUAAAGAUCUAUUUUUUAGUCUUGAAAGACUUUGUUUUAAAUGAAAGGUGCGCUAUAUCCCUUUUGAUGCUUUUGAUUAAAAUUAACAAAACCCCGUUUAAAUUAAAAGAGGAAAACUGUAGCUAAAGUAACCGUUACAGCCCAAAUCCAAGCAAGGCUCACGGAGCCUGACGUUUUGUGGGAAAGAAUAGUGGAAAUGGGAGUACUCCAGACAAGAUUGUCUCCCUUCCUCUUGCUUUCUUUCCCACGACAGCCAAGGAAUUUCAGUUUUAAAAGGCAAACAGAAUUGGAUCAAUCUUUCGUAGAGCGUGGGAGGAAGGCUCGGACGGGUGCAGGUGACGGGG
Molecule: messenger RNA, 6512 nt
Organism: Eurypyga helias (sunbittern)
Lineage: Eukaryota; Metazoa; Chordata; Aves; Eurypygiformes; Eurypygidae
Product: transcription factor 20-like
Biological process (GO): regulation of transcription by RNA polymerase II
Cellular component (GO): nucleus
Source: RefSeq, a predicted model, not a curated record